UGGAGCUUCAGUUGAGUUUGAACUUUCGGUGCCUCCGGACGGGGUGUCUCUACGUUACGUUGCGCCGGGAACCAUGUUCUGUUAGUUUUUUUGCUGUGUUGUUGUUCCUCCGUUGUGUUUUGUGGUUCUUUUUUUUCUUUCUCUGGUGGCUUCGAUCAUCUUCCUCCGUUUGAGGGCCAGAGUGUGGAGUUACCUUUGUGUUCCCGCACUUGGUGUGUGUCCAGUUAAGUCCAGUCAGGCCGCUUCCAUUCGUAAUAGCCCUCCCUCAGGGAAGCCUGUAGCCAGAUAUGGCCAUCAGCUAGUGGUCGGCCGCCCGGAUCUUGAGCCUGGGACUGUCUCUGUGGCUAAGUGUUUGUGUGCGGGCUGGAUUCAGCAGAGGGGCCAUUCGAUCAAUCGUCGUGUGGUUCUAGGGUGCGUACGACCCAAACGCGGAAAAGUGGAGGAGAAUACUCGAAGGGGGUGUUGAAUACAUAUCGGGAACAUCAUCAACGUGCUGUUGUGUUCUGGUCAACGCAGAUUUACGGGAAGAGAGAGCCUACCUGUCUGUCCUCACCCGUCUGCCCUGUCGGAAUAGUUGGAUGAUGAUGGUUGGUUGCUGACGAAUUGUGUCUGACGUGACGAAGUUUUUUUUUUCGUCGAGCAAGUGUUCUUUCUGUUUGUGUUGAUGCAAUUCAACCUCCGAAGACGAGGACAAUCCUCAACCAACAAGAAAGUUCAGGAGGGAGUUGUAACACAACGUUAUUCAUUUGAUGGUUCUGUGAAUACAAAUCGGCUCCAAAUAAUUCGCGGAAAGCUUAAUGAUAUCUGUUAGUUCAAAAGCGCGUGAGAGAAAAAAAAGGAAAGGAAGCGCUAAAUAAUAAGUGGCUUGUGUGAAAUUUAGUUUGAAACGUUAUCUGUCCAUGUUAUCUCUGUGUGAUCGAGAGCAAAAGUGCUUGCUGCUACCCGAAUGAGGUAGUCGCUGGUUGGUUGUAUUAUUUGUGUUAUUGGUUCGUUCUGUUCUUUUUGGAUACUCAUUACACUUCGAUUUUCGGAUAUCUACGGAAGCGACCACUCAAAAUGAGGACCGAUAGCUUUAUAUUCGCUCCCAUCAUCGGAGUAUUCAUACUAGUGCUCUGUUCGUCACGGACCGCUUCGAUUCAGGUGGAUAAGGAAGCGUACUUUAACGGUUCGGCCUACCUCCGACUGAAGACGCCGAUGACCCUGUGGAGCCACUCGGCGAUCAGCUUCAAAACGUGCCGCGGUGGAGAAAUCCUCUCACAACGGUACGCUGGACACGCUCUGCUGGUAUCGGUCCUUCCGGAUUCCCUAUCGGUGGUUCUGUCCGCUCCCAGUACCCAAGCAAUUGAAGCACGUGUUCCGGGUCGAUUUCUGGACAACAAAUGGCACACGCUACAGUUUGUGUACCAACUGGGGACACUUUACUGCAUCAUUGACAAGCAACCGACGACGAUUGCAAACCAAACGUACAACAGCCAGCUGAUCCUGGACCAGGAAAUCAAAAACGAAGCUGCGGUACUUAUUCUGGGCAAACAAUUUUCUGGAUGUCUGCUACACGGUCCCGGGUUGGUGUUCAAUUCGAGCGCCAUGAACGCUGAAGCAGUCACCUUUGGACCCUGUCCGCUGGCUCCGGGUCCAUGUACGGAUCACGACGUCCUAACCGGAACGCCAACGGAUUACUGUUCCCACGACCCAUGCAUGCAACACGGAACUUGUAUCUCGAGAACCGACGGCUACGAAUGCCACUGUACGGCUAGAUUCAAAGGCAAGAACUGUGAGGUUGAUAUGGGACCUCCAUGCCAGGCACAUCCAUGCCAACACGGUGGAACCUGCUUGGAGGACACCAAAGGAGAUUACAAAUGCAGCUGUGCCCCGGGAUACACUGGAUCCCAUUGUGAAACGGCGCUGAGCUUCCAUCCACUUUGCGAGAAGAAUCCUUGCCUCAACAACGGAACCUGCCGUGUUCUGCCCGGAUCAAAUAAAUUCGAUUGUGAAUGCUUGAAGGGGUUUAUCGGAGACCGGUGCGAGAUCAAUUGGGAUGACUGUCAGCCAAAUCUGUGUCUCAAUGGAGGUCGCUGUGUCGAUGGAGUGGACACGUUCACCUGUGACUGCAAAGGAACCGGAUAUGGAGGAACCCUGUGCCAGAACAAUAUCGACGAAUGUCUGGUGAACCCUUGUCUUAAUGGAGGCGUUUGUUUCGAUACCUAUGGAACCUAUCUCUGCGCUUGUCCCACCGGAUUUACCGGAGCCAACUGUCAGAUGAGUAUCAACGAGUGCCGGUCUCAGCCCUGCCGACAUGGCGGAACCUGUAUCGAUACCCAGGAAGGAUUCGAGUGCCGUUGUUCGCCAGGAUUUUCAGGUUUGCUAUGUGAAAUUGAACCUGGCUGCGGUCAAUGUCCACCGGAUUCGGAUUGUGUUGCCGGACGAUGCGUGUGUAAACCGGGAACGACAGGAUCUGUAGGCCACUGCAGCACCGAUCCGCAGCUGCAGUUUGCUCAAAUAAGCAAAAAGUCGGCCCAAUCUAAUAAUGCCUGCGCGAGCUUUUGCUACAAUGGCGGCAGCUGCACCCUAGCCAGUCCAACUAUUUUGCCACUUAGCGCUAGUAUCAGUAGUAGUUCUGCUAGCAGUAGUCCUAGUAGCAGCAGCGGGGGCAAUAGCGGCAUCAAUGGCGGCUUCAGCAGCAACGGCAGCAGCAGCAGCAGCAGCAACACAUCUCGAAAUCUAACAUGCCUUUGUGCUAGCGGUUUUACAGGUUCACGUUGCGAGUCACCUAUCGCGCUGCCCUACUCAGAUGAAUGCAACUGCUUGAAUGGGGGCAGCUGUACCUCGAACAGUUCCAGCUGCGUGUGUCCUCCGGGCUUCGAGGGCUCUCGCUGUGAACAAACUUCGCUCUGUUCCCCGGCCAACUGUCAGGAGCCGUUCCGGUGCAUCGGGGGCCGCUGUCAGUGUCCGGAAAAUAUGAACUGUGACAAUGUGUGCGCUUCGAAUCCCUGCCAGAACAAUGGAUCUUGCUACGCCCAGGAGCAGGACUAUCUGUGCCAAUGUCAAUCCGGGUACGAGGGCAAGCAUUGCGAAAACGAUAUCAACGAGUGUUUGCUCAAGGAAAACCUUUGUGGAAAUGGAAUCUGCCAUAACGUAAACGGUUCCUACAAGUGUUACUGUACCCCCGGGUAUACCGGUCUAAACUGUGAUCUGGAUGUGGACGAAUGUCUCAGUCAUCCGUGUAAGAAUAGUGCUCAGUGUUUGAAUAAGGAGAAUGACUUUGAGUGUGUUUGUACACCGGGAUACAGCGGCAAGGACUGCGGGACCGAUAUUGACGAGUGUGAAAGUAAUCCCUGCAAUAAGGGCUCGACGUGUAUCGAUCGGGUGGCCAACUUCACCUGCAUGUGUAUUCCGGGAAUGACCGGGAGGCUGUGCGAGAUUGACAUCGAUGAUUGCGAGUCUCAACCCUGCAUGAACGGUGGUCGCUGUAUCGAUCAACUCGGUGGUUUCCUGUGCGAUUGCGACCAAACGGGCUACACCGGUUCAUACUGUCAGCAGAACAUCGACGAGUGUGAAUCUAACCCCUGCACCAAUGGAGCCGAAUGCAUCGACAAGGUGAACGACUAUCAGUGCAAGUGUUAUCCGGGCUACAGCGGCAAGAAUUGCGAAGAGGACAUCGACGAGUGUGAGUCCAACCCGUGUCAGUAUUCGAGCAAGUGUCUGCAACGUUCAAACAUCUCGCUGUACUAUUCGAACAACAAGAAUCUGCCGGCGAUAUUUACCCAACAGUUUUCGUUCUUGAACGCCAGUGGUUACGAAUGUGUUUGUGUACCCGGAACAAUGGGUAAGAACUGUGAGAUAAAUAUCAACGAAUGCGACAGUAGCCCGUGUAAGAACGGAAACUGCGUAGACGGUAUCGGAAACUAUACUUGCGAGUGUGAGCCUGGGUUUGAGGGAGACCAUUGCGAGACUGAUAUCAAUGAAUGUGUUAAGUACAAACCUUGUGUUCAUGGAACAUGUAUCGACGAGAGGAAUAACUAUAGCUGCGAUUGUGACGAAGGUUGGGGUGGAAAGAAUUGUUCGGUGAGGUUGACGGGCUGUGUUAACAAGCCUUGUCUGAAUGAAGGAACCUGUGUGCCGUAUUUGGAAAACGAAACCCUGCAUAAGUUCAACUGCUCUUGUAGACAAGGUUUUCAGGGAAAAACUUGUGAUACGGUAACAACAAUGUCCUUGGGAGCUAGCAGUUUGCUUGUGGUCAAUACGGCACGUGACGAAGGCUACGAUAUUCAGCUUAGAUUUAAGACUACACUACCAAAUGGAAUCCUUGCAUUCGGAAAUGGAGCCACCUCUUACAUUUUGGUACUGAACAACGGCCGAUUGAACUUGCACUCAGCAUUGCUGAACCGAUGGGAAGGCGUAUUCAUUGGAUCCAAUUUGAACAACAGUAAAUGGCAAAAGGUAUUCGUCGCCAUCAAUUCUUCGCAUUUAGUACUUUCUGCCAACGAAGAACAAACCAUCUAUCCGAUUAACUCUUACGAAGGCACUAACGGUAGCAAUACAUCGUUCCCGAUAACUUAUCUCGGAGGAACAACUCCAACCCUCGCGCAACCCUAUCUUAAACAUAUUGCACGGGCAGUGUCCAGUUUCAUCGGGUGUAUGGAAGACGUCGUUAUCAACGGUCAAUGGGUACUCCCUGGCCAGGAACAAGAGUUCACCAAACUGCACAAUAUCGACAUUGGAUGUCCUCGCACUCCUCAAUGCGAACCCAACCCAUGCAACUCUAACGGACAUUGCACAGAUUUGUGGCGUACAUUCUCUUGCAGCUGUCAACGACCUCAUCUUGGUCAUACCUGCAAGUACAACAUCACAGCAGCAACCUUCGGCCAUGAAAACACCACUCGAUCAGCCGUUAAGGUGGUAGUUAGCGAUAGUGCCCGUCGCGCAAUUCGAUCAGUGCUUGAUAUUUCUAUGUUCAUAAGGACUCGUCAAGGUUCAGGAAUGGUGUUCUACCUCGGAAGUGAUCCCGAAAUACCCAACAACCAAUCACCGAGCGAUGAUUCCUAUGUGGCCGCAUUCCUCUCAAAAGGAGAACUUCUGGUCCGAAUGAUCUUCAACGAUACACCCGAAGGCUACACAGUAGGUGGAAACAAACUGGACAACGGCUACCUCCAUCUAAUCGAAGUUAUCCGCAACUCCACACUUGUACAAGUCAAACUCAACGGAACCGAGUAUUUCCGUAAAACGCUGUCCUCCACCGGACAACUCAACGCUCAGGUUCUUUACUUGGGAGGACCACCACCGUACGCUGACUCGAUCACCAGCCUCCACAAAGACGAAUCCGAGAAGCAGUACUUCAAGGGUAUCAUUCAGGAUGUUCAGGUUUCCAACGGAUCCCAUGCCAUGAUUGUGGAGCUGUACCCGCUGAGCGAGGAAGGUUUGAUACUACCGCCACCAUUCGGGGAGGUUUCCAUCGAUCGCACUUCCGUUCUGGAGGGUGUCGUCACCGAUGACCUGUGUAGGACCCAGCCGUGCAAACACGACGCCAUCUGUGCCAACACGUGGAAUGAUUUUGUCAAAUGCAAGUGGACCUAUCUAAAGGACACUUUCAAGGAAGUCAAAUGGCUUUGGAACAAUCAAGUUAGAUGUACCUGCCCACGGGGUUACAAGGGCAAAUACUGCCAGGAGAUUCAGUUCUGCGAGCUGCAAAAGUGCCCGCAAAACGCGGCCUGUCAAAAUCUGGACACCGGUUACGAGUGCAUCUCCAACAUGACUUUCCACGACGACAACGAACCGCUCAAGUAUGCCUUCAGCCCCGGGUUGGAUCCGAUCAACCAGGAGAUGACGGAGUUCAACAUGGAUACGAUAGAAAUUUCCUAUAGGACCAAGUUCGGUGGAACGUUGCUGUACGUUCAGGAGAGCGAUAUGUACUUUGAGAUUUCUACGAUCAGGAAACUGGUGACCAUUUCUUGGAGGUUGUCGAUCGAUCUGCCAGAGCAGAACAGGUUCGAGUACGAAGACGAUGGUAAUUACGAUUGGCACACGGUGUUUAUAAGGGUUACUCCUAAUGGAAAAUUGGAAGCCGGCUGGAAGGGAUGGGAAUCGGCGCUGGAUCCUCAGCCUAGCAUUUCUGUGAACAUCGAUUACUUUGCCUAUAAGCAUUUGUUCUCCGGCAAACAUUUCAUCUAUCUGGGUGGAAUGCCAUCGUUGAGUCAUAUCGAGAACAAUUCCGUGGUUAACGGUGGAAUCGAUAAGGGAUCAACGUUUAAGGGAUGUCUAGGAGAGUCUCGCGUUGGAGGAUACUUGCUGCCAUAUUUCCAGCAUGAUGUGAUCUACCCGGAUACUUUCCGAUUCAGUGGUGCCCAUUUCAAUCUGAACUCCAGUCAGCCUGAGGAAGGUUGUAUACUGUGUUUCCAACAGUCUUGUAAGAAUGGUGGAUUCUGUAGUAAUCCCUCGGAGAAAUACGCUUGCGAUUGCCCGGCAGGAUAUGAAAGUGAUGACUGUUCCCAGAACAUUGACGAAUGUCUUGUGGCGAAUUGUACCAACAACUCGACCUGUAUUGACGGAGUGGCUAGCUUCACCUGCCAGUGUUUGGACGGAUACGAGGGAGAGCUGUGUGAAUUUGAAAUCGACGAAUGUAUGUCCAAUCCGUGCCACAAUGGAGGAUCGUGUACCGAUAUGAUCGCUACUUUCUCCUGCAACUGUACUGAAGAAUAUGCAGGACCGCAGUGUGAUGUUUUCCGUUUGGUAACGUGCGAAAAUCAACCCUGUAAAAACGGGUCCACCUGUAUUGAUGGAUUUAAUUCGACAACAGGCAACAACUUCACGUGUUCUUGCAAAAACGGGUUCGCAGGACCGCUGUGCGAUACACCCUUCUGCCAGAUUGAAGAGUGUCAAAACGACGCAGUUUGCAUAACGAACGACGAAAAUGUCCCCAUCUGUCGCUGUACCCCGGGAUAUUUGGGUAAAUUUUGCGAGGUCGAAAUCAACGAGUGCGAUUCGGCGCCCUGCCUAAAUGGAGGUCAGUGUAUCGACUUUAUCAACGAUUACCGGUGUAAUUGUAGCGGCACCGGCUACGAGGGUCGUAACUGUGAGGUCGACAUCGACGAGUGCUACGUGGAGCGGAUCAAUUGCGGAGGCAGAGGUUCUUGCAUUAACACCAGAGGAUCAUUCAGGUGUAAAUGCAAUGAAGGUAUGUGUGGUAAGGGUUGUGACAAGGAAGAUCCCUGCAAGAUCGAACCGAAUGUCUGCCAGAAUGGAGGCCUCUGCAUAGAAGACUGCGAUAAAGAACGUCUGUUCUACUGUAACUGUACCACAGGUUUCAUUGGUGAUACUUGUUCGGAACAGGACGACCUCGGGGUCAGAGAAAUAACCUAUCUAGAUACGGUCUACUACUAUGUGGAUAAGAUUGUGGCUACACUGGAGGCUGAGGGAACGAGUGGAGCCGACAUCGCACUGAUAGUGGUACCGGUGGUGAUCGGUAUACUGGCGAUAGCAGGCGCCCUGAUCGGAUCGUUCCUGGUGAUGGCCCGGAACAAGCGAGCCACCCGGGGAACCUACAGCCCCAGCGCCCAGGAGUAUUGCAACCCAAGACUGGAAAUGGACAACGUACUCAAGCCGCCGCCCGAAGAGCGCCUGAUCUAAGAGUCGUCUCUGAUGAUGCUUCUUUUGUUAUAAUGUUAGGCAGUUUUUUGUUUAUAUAAUAUCUGGGGUCACAUGACCGAGCAAGUGGUGAUGAAUCCCCCGGUAGCUCACGAAAUAUAUUUUUUAUGCAUGACGAGAUCAGGUAAAAUUUGUAGAUAUACUUACAAACAAAAGAUCUUGUUGAUAAUCGAUCGCCAAAUCGCGAUUGUGUGGUUUGUGAAUACCGACUUUUACUCAUAAUAGGACAAAAUCAGACUUAAUAAAUAUAAAUCGAGUUUAAGUUAUUGAAGCUACUUAAAGAAAAUUUCCUCCCAGGAAAUGCACCUUGAACACGCUAGAAUAUUUGCUGGCCGAUUGUUAAUACUAAGAGUCUGUAUUAGAACAAUAUACGUCGACGUAUCACGCUAGAUAGAAUGCGAGUACUGCUAAAUACGAAUGAGAAAAAAAAAGAAAUCAAACAAAUAUUGUGAUAUGAAUCCUACCCCUACUGUGUAAAACCACAAUAUAAUAAGAAAACUGCGAGCAAACAAAGUAUUUUAAUACAACUUAAAACUGCCCCGAUUCAAAAUUCGGGUCUAUAGGAAUCUCAAUUUGUUCUUGUUGGAAAGCAAACACAAUCCUCUCCGUCCAAUUUUUUGUUUUAACAAUGUGCGUGUUUGAGCGUGUGUGAUUGCAAGAUGAGUUGAAAAUGAAUAUGUUGUUUGCAUCCUCAAAAUUCAUGUGCCGUAUCGUUUGGGCGAUAGAUUAUUUGGAACUGGAACAACUACCCAAGGGCAAAUGGAAUUUGACUUGGGAACUGACCUUUUUAAUGUUGAAACGGCAUCUCUAUUUCCUGCAGACAAAAUGUGGAACAAAUUGAAACUUCGUAAAUCACAAAUUUCACGAAUAACGGAUAAUAAAAAACUGCUGAAGUAGACUGAAUUAAAAAAUAAAGCAAGUUGCCUUAAAACUGAAUGGUUCAAUACACAAUAACGCAUGAAAUGAUGAAGAACUUGUGCAAGUAAUUCUUUCUUUCCUUAUAAUGACAAAAAAAAAUUAAAAAUAGAACCUUCAUCUUUUUAAAAUCUAUAAUAUAGCGAAAAAUAAGUCUAUUUUGUAAAGUAGUGUAAGAAAACAAAUAUUUUAAACAAACGUCCAUCGCUGCUACAGGCUAAUGUUAAAUAAACGAGACAUUAUCUAUUGAGAACAACA
Messenger RNA from Uranotaenia lowii, 8811 nucleotides. It is a transcript of the gene crb, whose product is annotated as protein crumbs. Gene Ontology annotation, cellular component: plasma membrane; protein-containing complex. Gene Ontology annotation, biological process: heterophilic cell-cell adhesion; establishment or maintenance of epithelial cell apical/basal polarity. Gene Ontology annotation, molecular function: calcium ion binding. Bases 1057 to 7620 code for a protein of 2187 amino acids. Lineage: Eukaryota; Metazoa; Arthropoda; Insecta; Diptera; Culicidae. The record is from RefSeq and is a predicted model, not a curated record. The transcript has 13 exons.